Messenger RNA from Oppiella nova, 522 nucleotides. The record is from the annotation of a GenBank genome assembly. Lineage: Eukaryota; Metazoa; Arthropoda; Arachnida; Sarcoptiformes; Oppiidae.
GUUUGGUAUCCGUUCAGUCAUAGUAAAGUAGGAAAACCGAUCGCCAGUGUCGGUGAGUACGUGGAGUUCGCGGCGCCGGUAGACGAAGUGAAUACGUUUCUGAGGGGCGGGAAUGUAGUGCCGAGACUACCCGUCCGACAGACCACUACCGCUAUGAGGACAGAGAAGUUCACUCUAAUGGUUGUGCCCGAUGUCAAGGGAGAGGCCAGGGGUCAGCUGUAUUGGGACGACGGGGACUCUAUUGGUACGAUUGAGAGCGGCAAUUAUACCUUGGUCACGUUUGAUAUUAAGAAUGCAACCCUGGUCACUAGUCCACAACAUAAUGAAUAUGUAGGCGGUGUGACCACAGAUACCAUACAUGUAUUGGGUGUCAACACAAAGCCCACAACCGUUACAAUUGAUGGACAAAUGGCUACAAAUGUUACGUAUAGUGCGGACCCGCAGUGGCUAUCAGCGACUGUCAAUGAACCAAAUGAUGACAUCUUUGAUAUUAGUGCCAAACCACAGGCCAAACAGCCCUCC